UCAAAUUACCUCCCUUUACGGAGUUCUCUUGUAGAGAAACAAAUUAAAAACAGGAGGGAAAAUGUAAACAAUUGCAGACAACAAUGUUAUUUUGCGAAUUUCUUCAUGUUUUAUAUUCAAGCAUAAUGGGAAAUGGAUAAAUUUUUCACAGUGAUGUUAGCCUACACUUAUAUAUAUGGUUAAGUUGGUGUGAUUUGCUCAUAUUUUGAAAAUAUUGUCAGAACAAUGGAACUGUGUCUGUACUAAUUAAGACAGUGUAUUUUAUAGUUUAUUUUGCUUACCGUAACUAACUUUUUUAAUGUAUUUAUUUAUAUAAUCUUCGAAUAAUUGUUAUAAAAUGUGUAGCAUAAAAGAUUUCGUAGACAAUUGUGACAACUGCAGUGACGACAGGUAUUUUUGAAAAUGCUUCCAUUGGAAAAAGAGACAUGUAAAAAUUUUUGUCAGAAAUUUCUUUACUUAAAUCUGACAUUACAUUGUACGUCACAACUGAGGAUCUGUGAUAUUCAUAGAAAUAUUAUCAUCGAAACAACUAACAAGAGAUAUAGAAGGAAAGAUUGUGGUGUGCCUUCAGUAAAUGUCAUUUUGAAAUAUCAUAAUACUACAAAAGCAGUGGAUCGACAUGUUACACCCGAGAUGUUUCAAAGAAUUGUUACAAAGACAGGCAUUUUCAUUGCUAUUGGAACAUCAAUUUGUAGACUGUGUAGAGAAAAACUAUUUGGAAAUAACAGUAUUGAGCAUGUUGAGGAGGAGAACACUAUUGAGACAAAUACAAAGAACAAGAUUGCAGAAGCUGAAAUACUACCACCUUAAAGAAAGAGGGCACUUGAUAAAGUACCAGGGAAGCGUUACAGGGUGAAGGUUGUUGACACAAUCCUUGAUUUAGAUGUAACCAAGAAUAAAGAAACAAUAACCAA
Molecule: messenger RNA, 914 nt
Organism: Mytilus californianus (California mussel)
Lineage: Eukaryota; Metazoa; Mollusca; Bivalvia; Mytilida; Mytilidae
Exons: 4
Coding region: 403-810 (135 amino acids)
Source: RefSeq, a predicted model, not a curated record